AUGUCCAAAACACAAAUCCUCCUAUCCUCGAACUGGGAAUGCAAGCUCUCAAACCCCGACCGCUGCAAAUCCAUUCCCGCGGACUCGUCUCUAACCAGCUGGUCACCAGCCUAUCACUUCCCCUCAGUAAUCCAUCUCGAACUCCUCACCACCAGCAAAAUUCCGGAUCCCAACAUCGGCGAAAAUGAACGGCUCGUGCAAUGGGUGGGGGAAUGUGAUUGGGAAUAUCGAUGUCGAUUCCCCACUCCCGGAAUGAAAUAUUCGAGGGAGGAAUCAAAGGUUAUGGAAAUGGUAUUUGAAGGCCUCGAUACCUUUGCCACGGUGAUGUUGAAUGGAACCGUUAUUUUGAAGAAUGAGGAUAUGUUUUUACCCCAGCGGGUGGACGUUAAGCAUAUUUUGAAUCCCGCUAGGGAAACUCUCCAGAAUGAAAUGACAAUAUUGUUUGAGAGCGCGUUGAAGAAAGGGACAGAAUUGGAAAUCAAGCAUGGAGUUAAAGAGAGUUUGAUGAGGGAUCCGAGGAGGAUGUAUGUCCGGAAGGCUCAGGUAGAUCUCCACGUCACCACAACACUGGCUGAAGAUCAUGCCUCAGCUGAGAUUUGCGUUGUGACAAACCUAUCUACAUCUUUGCAAUCAGGAAUGAGACUUGAGGUCGGAAUUGUUGAUACCGUGGGAAAGAUUGUUGCCAAACAUCAACUAGAAAUGAGACAUUCAUCAACUUCAGAAUGCAAAAUCUCAAUUCAAAAUCCAAACCCAGGGUGGCCCAACGGCCUCGGCCUUCAAAGCCUAUAUACAGCGAAUGUCACCCUCCUCAACACCACCAACUCUCAAACACUAGACAAUAAAUCCACCAAAUUCGGAAUCCGCACCAUAGCUCUAAUCCAGCGCCCCCUAGCCUCUGCUCCAGGUACAACAUUUCUAUUCUCCAUCAACAACCACUCCACCUUCAUCCAAGGCGCAAACUGGGUGCCCGCCGACAAUUUUCUCCCCCGACUAACACGCUCCCGCUACUUCUCCAUCCUCCGCAUGGCAAAACGGGCAAAUCUCAACAUGAUCCGCGUCUGGGGCGGCGGCAUCUACGAAUCGGAAGACUUCUUCGAUGCUUGUGAUGAACUUGGCUUGCUGGUCUGGCAUGAUUAUGCUUUCGCCUGCGGAGAUUUCCCCGUGCACGAGGGGUUCCUGGAGAAUGUGCGGAAGGAGGUUAGGGCCCAGACGGUGAGGGUGAGGAAUAGAGCAAGCUUGGCCGUGAUUUGUGGGGGGAAUGAAGAUUUUAUGUUGGCGGAUGAGGAUGGGGAGGCUUUGCCGGGGUUGUGGAUGAAAAAGAAACACUACGAUCAUACUGAUACUGUAGGACCAUUUGAGGAUACUGAUUUUCCUCAAAGGAAGAUAUAUCUUGAUAUCAUCCCAAAGAUGGUCGAAGAACUUUGUCCUGAUAUUCAAUAUUGGCCGAACUCACCCUGGGGCGGCAAAGAAAAGGCAAAUGAUCCAACAGUGGGAGAUAUCCAUCAAUGGGACGUAUGGCAUGGCAAAUCACGAUCCUACCAAGAUUACGCCUCCCUCUCAGGGCGCUUGGUCUCCGAGUUUGGCAUGCAUGGCUUUCCCGAUAUGCGAACCAUCAACCACUUCGCUCCAGACCAACGCGACCGCCAUCCACAGUCCAAAGUCAUAGAUUGCCAUAAUAAAGGCCACGGCUCGGAAACGCGCAUUGUAAGGUACCUAGCGGAGAAUUUCAGGUAUAGCAUGGACUUAGAGGUUUUUGCAUAUGUGAGUCAGCUGAUGCAAAGUGAAGCACUUGGGUAUGCAUUGAGUGGCUGGAAGAGGUUGUUUGGAGGUAAAGGGAUGGAGGAGUGCGCAGGAUUGAUUAUCUGGCAGCUGAAUGAUGUAUACCCGUGCACCUCAUGGUCCAUCAUCGACUACUUCCUCCGUCCCAAGCCCUCCUUCUAUACGAUCCGCCGCUGCUUUCUUCCUUACAGCAUUGGUAUCCAACGGUCUCCCCCCUCACGUUGGGUGGACGAUGAUAGGCCACGCGAUACGUACAUCCCUAGUUUUGACAUCUUUGCGCACAAUUCUACGGUGAAGGAAGUGAAAUUUGUGUUGAGGAUUAGAGCGUAUGACAUGUUCACACGCGAAUAUUUAGACUAUCCUCAGGAGAAUCAAGAGGUGCUGUUAGGAGCGAACCGCAAUACAGAGCUAGGGCGAAUCGAGAAUCCUGGCAGCGUGACAGAAGAUAGUCUCAUUGUUCUGUGUGCUAGUUUGCUUGAUCCCCAUUACGGGGCAGGUGGAGGCUAG
This is a messenger RNA of Venustampulla echinocandica, 2286 nucleotides long. RefSeq lists its product as uncharacterized. The transcript is spliced from 5 exons. Bases 1 to 2286 code for a protein of 761 amino acids. NCBI's taxonomy places the organism in Eukaryota, Fungi, Ascomycota, Leotiomycetes, Helotiales, Pleuroascaceae. Gene Ontology annotation, biological process: glycoprotein catabolic process; carbohydrate metabolic process. Gene Ontology annotation, molecular function: beta-mannosidase activity. The record is from RefSeq and is a predicted model, not a curated record.